Siniperca chuatsi (mandarin fish) is the source of this 874-nucleotide messenger RNA. Its product is annotated as protein PXR1-like. The record is from RefSeq and is a predicted model, not a curated record. The transcript has 4 exons. Lineage: Eukaryota; Metazoa; Chordata; Actinopteri; Centrarchiformes; Sinipercidae. Bases 127 to 453 code for a protein of 108 amino acids.
GGGAGCGGCGGUUGGGGGCGUGGUUAGGUCAGGUCACGUGGUUUAGGUGCGGUCAAUCCAGGUUUCCUGCGUGUGAGGUUUCCUCCGUGCGCACUUGUUUGGUAGAGCACAAGAACAGGAGUCACGAUGUCUUUCAGUCUGUCGUCAGCUAUAGGUGGGGAUGAAGAGGCGGUGAAGAAGGAGGACGCCCAGAAGGAUGAGUUUAGUUUCCCCUGGGGGAAAAAGGACAAGGACAAGGGAGACGGCAAGGACAAGUCCGACAGCAAGGACAAGUCCGACAAAAAGGACAAGUCCGACAGCAAGGAGAAGUCCGACAGCAAGGACAAGUCCGACAAAAAGCACAAGUCAAAGGACAAAGAUGGCAAAGGCGACAAAAAGAAGGACAAGAAGAAAAAGGAAAACAAGGAGGGGAAAAAAUCACGCUCCUCAUCCUCCAGCAGUGAUGAGGACUGAUGCUUCCUGGGGGACCGGACAGCUUUGUUAGUCUCUUAUGAUCUUGUCUAUUGACAAAGUGAGUGUGUGUGGUUCAGUGUGCAGUAGUGCCCACUUUUCUUCCUGCCCUUUCACUGGUGUCACAGAAACAUGCUGGUCUUGUUUAAACCAAUCUGCUGAUUCCAAGAAGUAAAUGUACUGACAACUAAGUUCUUUAAGUCAAUUAAAGUGUGUUUUCUUCACCACCAGAUGGCAAUGUCAUCUAUGUUUGAGGUCAAUCAAAGUUUAAAGUCCAAGUAGAAGAUUAAAACUAAUACAAAAAAAAUAUAGACAAUGUUGUUGUUUGUCAUUGUAAUUGAUCGUGAUCAAUUUAGUUGAAAUGGCAAAACAGAAUUAGAUUCUCUUUAGAAAAAGAAUAAAUAAAUGAAUUGUGUUGAAUAUA